This is a messenger RNA of Aquila chrysaetos chrysaetos, 2040 nucleotides long. Its product is annotated as catenin alpha-1-like. Bases 472 to 2040 code for a protein of 522 amino acids. Gene Ontology annotation, cellular component: adherens junction; catenin complex. Gene Ontology annotation, molecular function: actin filament binding; beta-catenin binding. The transcript is spliced from 5 exons. NCBI's taxonomy places the organism in Eukaryota, Metazoa, Chordata, Aves, Accipitriformes, Accipitridae. The record is from RefSeq and is a predicted model, not a curated record. Gene Ontology annotation, biological process: cell-cell adhesion; cell migration.
UUAAGCUGCACCCGCCUCAUUUCCUAACUGAAGGCGAAAGGGCCGAGGCCCUGCGAGGGACACUUGUCAGCAAAGGCCGAAGUGGGAGCCUGGCUCUCGGGCAGGCCCGGCGUGAGGAGGGACCCCUCGAAGCACCUUCUCUACUCACACAGCUGCUUAUUUCCUUGGGUUUUUAAGGCCGGAGCAGUGUGUCCCCACACAGAGCCCACUCAGCCCCCCAGGAACGAUGGCGAAGGGGCGGGGGAGGGAGGCAGGGACCACAGCCACUCGCCCAGCGGGAGGAUUAUGGGGCUGGAAGGGCCAGGACUGAGCUGUGCAGACAGCCGGCCCCGACGUUAGGCAGAUUAGCGGACCGGGACCGGGGCCGGGGCCUUCAAGCCGCUGAGGGCGGGCGAAGGCGGCGGCCCGGCCUUCCCGCGCCCGCCGCCGGCCUACAGCUCCCGGCGUCCCCCGCGGCCGGGCGGCACCGCGAUGUCGUCACUGCCCCGCGCCCCCGGCGUCUCCAUGGCGACGCUGGCGCAUCCCGGCGGGGGGACGGCCCCUCGCCCCCAUCCCCGGCCCUCAAACGCCCUGCGGACCGCCAGCAAUCCCGGGGGGGGGGGUACCCCCAGGGCUGAGGCAACCCCCAGACCUCCAGAAACGUCCCUGGCUUCCAAAGGGCAGGGGGGAGCAGAGAGAGACGCUCAGGGGCAUGCCAGCCGCUGCCCCCCGCAGCCCCUCUGCCUUCCACAGGCCGGCAGCAGGCGCUUGCCUUCAACCCUGUCCGCAACAGGAACCGAGUUAUGGCAGCACAAAAUGGAGCCUUUUUAUCUCUAUGACCUCGGGUUCCUAACAGAAAACAAAGCUAUUCAAAGGAUCCUCUGCCCCAUGGCUGCGCAGCUCUGCCAUCUAAUCCUAGCCCUGGAAUGGGAAGGUGGGAUUUGUGAGGACUUUCCCCAUUUAGGGGAGAAUGCAGAAAAAUUAGCCAAAGCCACAGAAGAACUCGCUUCUGUUGCAAGAAGGUUGGCUGAGGAGUCCAGCGAUGAGGUGUUCAAGGAGGAGACGUGUCCUGCGGCUGAGUCCCUCGUCCUGGCAGGGAGGUGCAUGCUGCUGGCAGCCCACAAGCUCCAGGUGCAGCCGGAGAACCCUAGCCACAGGGAGGAGCUGGCUGUGUCGGCAAAGAGGGUCUUAACAGAGACAGUGAAGAUCCUUCAGAUGGAAGACGCUGCUGGGGCGAGGAGGAUAAUUCAGGCUGCCAGCUGGCUUUUGGAGUGCUUGAGCGUGCUGCGGGAUGCAGGGGACAUGCCAGGACUGCUGGCUGCUUUCCGGGCCUUUUCUGAGGCCCUGCUUCUGCUGAGCAAUCUGACAGCAAAGCGCCUCGAGGAACUCAGAGAUUGUCCUCGACAGAGGAGAUUGGCCCAAACUUUGCAGCUCCUUCAGAAGUGCGUUCCUUUGCUCCACGCAGCCAAGCACAGCGAUCUUAAACACUCCUGGGAUCAGCAAGUCAACCUCUCCAAAGGCUACGCUUUCCAGCUGACGGAGAGGACCAUCAAAGAGCUCACUUCCCUGCUUAUCAACAAUACGGGCAGCGAGCAGCCAUGGGAGAGAAAUGGGACCUUCUCCCAGCACGUGAGCAGGCUGCUGGCUCUCCUCUCUCGCCCAGACCCAGUGCAACUCUCCGACAGUGAGUUCAGUGCUCAUGUGGAAGCGGUCAUUUUCUACUGUAUGCUUCUAGCAGACUCGUCCAGGCCAGAUCCAAAGCUGGACCUGGUAAAACAUUGCUGGGUUCUGCUACAGCUGAGGAAGAGCAUCUGCAGCCACGUAAGCCAGCAGGAGGGAUGGCCAGGGCAAAGCUGGGGAGAAAACAGCCUGGAUGAGGAAUGUCACACCAUGAGAAAGGAGGUGGAGACUCUCGACCAGGCAGUGCUCACAGCUACUCUGUGCCAAAUCCUCGACACCUUCUUAGAGGGAAAGGAGCCCCUGAGGCAGUUAGUUGAAGAUGCCCUCAGCCUUGCUGGUGCACCAAAACCCAAACCGCUAGAGAAAUCAGAGAGUGGGUAG